AUAAGUGGAUGUAACCUCUGAUGCUUUAUAGAAAUCUGCAGACAGAGAGAGAUCAAUCAUCCAUCCACCAACUGUUACUGUUACUGUUACUAUAGUACUAGUUUUUUCUUCCAUUCAUGAGACCAAGCUGACGCGCCAAGGACCUACGCUCAUGUCACGUCAUAAUCUUACAAUUGCCACAGCAUCCGUGAUUAGCGCGUGUAGAACAGAAAUCUGGAUUUGAUCUUAAGAAAUACAAAACCCGCACAUGGCAUGUUUCGUCUACUCUAAAUUUAGAUUUUCCCCCCCUUUCUCUCCGUCCAAACACAGAAACAAGAAAACAGCAGAAGAGGGAAGAAAAAAAAAAACUGAGAAAAGAUCUCCUUGUUUGUCGACAUUGAAUUAAUUCAGAUUUGAUUUUUUUAUUUAUUAAUUUUUGAUUUGGUGAUUUAUGUCUCGAGCGCCAAAUUAUGAGUUUCAGGAAUGGUGGAACAAGCAAAGGGAGAAGAACCACGGGCUUUUCACGAACGAAAGUAGUAAUCCUAGUAACGGAUUCCUAACCGUUGAGAUCAGCAGUCCCAAUCCUGAUCGUACGGCCGAGAAAGAUCGCUCCAGAAGCGCACGCCAGCUGUCCUGGGUUUGCCUUUUGAGAUUCCAGCAGCUUGCUAACUCCCUCGCGUGGAUCACAAACGCCUCCAUUAUCCUCCUCCGUACCGCAAACCGUCGAAUCUCUGCUUCCCCUUCCGAUUCCUCCGCUUCCAGGCUUUACCGUAUUAUAAAGUUCUUUCUGUUUCUGGUGCUUCUUUUACUUUGUGUGGAGUUAGUUGCGUAUUUCAAGGGAUGGCAUUUCAGUCCACCGUCGGCAGCGUCGGCAGAGGCGGCAGUCGAGCUUGUGUACGCCAAGUGGCUCGAAAUUAGAGCCGAUUACUUGGCGCCGCCGCUGCAGAGCUUGGCGAAUGUGUGUAUAGUGCUCUUCUUGAUUCAGUCGGUGGAUCGUGUGGUCUUGAUGUUAGGAUGUUUCUGGAUCAAGUUUAGGAAGGUGAAACCAACGGUAGCCAUGGAGUAUCCGGUGGGGCCAGUAGAAGGAGACAAUGUAGAGGAUUAUCCAAUGGUGUUAGUGCAAAUUCCUAUGUGCAAUGAGAGGGAGGUUUACCAACAAUCUAUUGCAGCAGUUUGUAUCAUGGACUGGCCAAAGGAGAGAAUGCUGGUACAGGUUUUGGAUGAUUCUGAUGAUUUAGAUGUUCAGCUCCUUAUCAAGGCAGAAGUACAGAAAUGGCAACAAAGGGGUGUGCAUAUGUUAUAUAGACAUCGCCUUAUUCGUACUGGCUACAAGGCGGGGAACCUGAAAUCUGCAAUGAAUUGUGAUUAUGUGAAAAAUUAUGAGUUUGUUGCUAUUUUUGAUGCGGAUUUCCAGCCAGCACCUGAUUUCUUGAAGAAAACCAUUCCUUAUUUCAAGGGGAAUGAUGACCUAGCAUUGGUCCAAACAAGGUGGGCAUUUGUAAAUAAGGAUGAGAACCUGCUUACAAGAUUGCAGAACAUAAAUUUAUCAUUCCACUUUGAGGUUGAACAGCAGGUCAAUGGUGUGUUUAUCAACUUCUUUGGUUUCAAUGGAACUGCUGGUGUGUGGAGAAUUAAGGCCCUUGAGGACUGUGGUGGAUGGUUGGAACGAACAACUGUUGAGGACAUGGAUAUCGCUGUUCGUGCUCACCUUUGUGGAUGGAAGUUUGUAUAUCUGAAUGAUGUUAAGGUCUGUGACAUGUUAUCAUGUACAAAUUUCCUUCCCCAAUUGAGAGAGAGAAAAAGUGAGCUAACUUUUAUCUGUCUGCAGUGCCUUUGUGAACUACCUGAGUCCUAUGAGGCAUACAAGAAACAGCAGCACCGCUGGCAUUCAGGUCCCAUGCAGUUGUUCAGAUUGUGCUUCCUUGACAUACUUCGGUCUAAGGUAAGUAUGGCCAAGAAAGCGAAUUUGAUAUUUCUGUUCUUUCUCCUACGGAAGCUUAUUCUGCCCUUUUACUCGUUCACCCUGUUCUGCAUCAUUCUCCCAUUGACAAUGUUCCUGCCAGAAGCUCAGCUACCAGCCUGGGUUGUUUGCUAUAUCCCUGGAAUUAUGUCUAUGUUGAAUAUCAUUCCAGCACCACGAUCGUUCCCUUUCAUAGUCCCAUACCUUCUAUUUGAAAACACAAUGUCAGUGACAAAGUUCAAUGCCAUGAUAUCAGGACUGUUUCGGUUUGGAAGUUCUUACGAAUGGGUAGUUACCAAAAAGUUGGGGAGAUCAUCAGAGACCGAUCUUGUUGCCUAUGAAAAGGAAUCAGAUACUUUAGUUGAAGCUACUAGUCUCCUCAGGUCAUCCUCAGAUUCUGGCCUUGAAGAGCUUAGCAAACUAGAAGUAACCAAGAAAAACGUAAAAACCAGAAGAAAUCGUGUCUACAGGAAGGAACUUGCACUUGCUUUUAUCUUGUUAACUGCCUCCGUGAGAAGCUUGUUGUCAGCCCAAGGAAUUCACUUCUACUUCCUACUAUUUCAAGGGAUCAGUUUCCUUGUGGUUGGUCUCGAUUUGAUAGGAGAACAGGUGAGUUAACCGUUCGUACACUAUCCGGGAGAGUUUCAGUUGAAAUACAGGUCACACUGACCUAGCUUUGAAUCAAUUGCUGUGUGUUGGAUAGCCGAUCUGUGGCUCGAAGCAGAUCAUUCGUUUGUGCAUGGUAUGUGUUUCUGGUCUAUUUAUAUACUUAAUUGGACUACCAUAACAUAUUUUAUGGUUGCCAAGCGACAUGCCAUUGGUUAAAUCUAAAGAGAACCUUCAAAACUAGGGGUGGGAGGAUGGAAUUCCGUCCCGCGGAUUUAUUUUGUGUUAUAAUACAUUGUACAAUUGAGAAGCAAGACAAGCGUCAUUGGCGUUAUUCUUUAAUUUUGUUAGACAGAUUGUGUACCAUUACCAUAUAUGUCAAGUUUUGAGAAUUGAUUGA
Molecule: messenger RNA, 2945 nt
Organism: Durio zibethinus
Lineage: Eukaryota; Viridiplantae; Streptophyta; Magnoliopsida; Malvales; Malvaceae
Source: RefSeq, a predicted model, not a curated record